Molecule: messenger RNA, 1670 nt
Organism: Anolis sagrei ordinatus
Lineage: Eukaryota; Metazoa; Chordata; Lepidosauria; Squamata; Anolidae
Gene: ECHS1
Product: enoyl-CoA hydratase, short chain 1
Biological process (GO): fatty acid beta-oxidation
Cellular component (GO): mitochondrion
Molecular function (GO): enoyl-CoA hydratase activity
Source: RefSeq, a predicted model, not a curated record
AGUGAGUCUCUUGAGCCCCUUGUGUGUUUGUUUGUGUCUUUCUCCGGCCGUUCCGCCUAUCCGCUUGGGAACCGGAAGUCCUUCUGCGGCGCCCUUGAGGGCGGGCCCCUUCGUCCUCUGAGCAAGAUGGCGUCCGCUCGCCUGCUGCUCCUGCGCUCGGGCCUGGUGGGCCUGCGGCCCUGGGCGGCCUGCCCUCUUUCCCCGCCGCGCUCCUCGCUGUGCUCGUCGUCCCCCGCGACGCCGCCGCUGCCUCGGUUCGAGUUCGUGGAGGUGGAGCGUGCCGGGGAGUCGGGGAGCGUGGCGGUGGUGGCGCUGAACCGGCCGAAGGCGCUGAACGCGCUGUGCGACGGGCUGAUGCGGGAGCUGGCGGAGGCGCUGGGCGCGCUGGAGGCGGAGGCGUCGGUGGGCGCGCUGGUGCUGACGGGGCGCGGGCGGGCCUUCGCGGCAGGCGCCGACAUCAAGGAGAUGCGCGGGCGGCGCUUCCCGGAGUGCUACCGCGAGGACUUCCUGGCCGGCUGGGACCGUCUGGCGCGGCUGCGCAAGCCCGUGGUGGCGGCCGUGAACGGGGUGGCGCUGGGCGGCGGCUGCGAGCUGGCGCUCAUGUGCGACGUGGUCUACGCCGGCGAGGAGGCGCAGUUCGGGCAGCCCGAGAUCCUGCUGGGCACGCUGCCCGGCGCCGGGGGCACGCAGCGCCUCGUCCGCGCCGUGGGCAAGUCCCUGGCCAUGGAGAUGGUGCUCUCCGCGCGGCGCCUCUCGGCCCAGGAGGCAGUGCAGGCCGGGCUGGCCAGCCGCGUCUGCCCGCAGGCCCAGCUCCUCGAGCAGGCCGUGGCCCUCGCCGAGCGCAUCGCCCGCAACUCCCAGGUGGCCGCCGCCAUGGCCAAGGAGGCCGUCAACGCCGCCUUCGAGGUGGGCCUGGCCGAGGGGUGCCGCCUCGAGAAGCGCCUCUUCCACGCCUCCUUCGCCACCCGCGACCGCCAGGAGGGCAUGGACGCCUUCGUCGAGAAGAGGACGCCCCGCUUCACGCACCAGUGAAGAAGGAAGGCCGGCAGGCAGGGCCAGGCCCACCCGCCCCCAAGGCCUCCAUUCCCCACCCCGGUUUCACCAGAGGCCUUCCGGAGAGCCCCGAACACCGGCCUCCUCCUCUCCUCCAGGAACCAGAGACUCGGCAGCAAGAUCACCGAAUGCUAAACCCCUUGUUAAUUGGGGAUGGUGAUUGUUCCUAAUGCAUUUCAAAUCACAGCUUGUUUGGGGGAUGCUUGUGUAGGGUGGAUGCCUCCAAGGGGAACCUUGCUCUUCAAAAGGAGACGGAGGCACCUCAUGAGUAGUGCAACAGGUGCCAUUCUGGUUAAAUGGGAGUUAUGGCUGUACUUCAGGCACAGGAAAACGUUAGCCAGCUCCCCAGGUGUUUUGGACUUCAACGCCCACAUUUCCUAACAGCCUACCUUCUGUUAGGAAUUGUGUGAAUUGAAGUCCAAAAUACCUGGAGGGCCCAAGUUUGCCCUUGCAAACCACACCCUCCUCUUCUCCCAGAACGAGACCCGGCAGCAAGAUCAUCUAAUACUAGACUGCUUGUUAAUUGAGAGUUGUCCUUGUUCCUAAUCUGCUUCAAAGCAGUGUUUGUUUUGGACGGCCCUUGUGUAGGUUGGAGGCCUCUAAGGGGGAGGGUUGCG